AUGAUAAACUCCUUUCGUUAUAAAUCUAGAACCAAAUGGAAACGACAGACUGCAGUUGGGUUUGAGCUGCUUGCUGAGGCUGGGAACUUCCUGGCUGUUCAACAGAUACUACAGACCAACCCAUAUUGGGCCUAUCAUCCGGCCGCUCAGUCUAUUCUAUCUAGCAUGAAUACAAUUUCAGCUCGGCAACACAAUACGCCUUCUCUCAGCCCGUUAGUGCUAGAACACGGCCAACCGCAGCAAGUCCAACAGCAGCAUCUGCAACAAAAGCAAGGGGCAUUUUCCCACACGAUACCUCCUUCCGCGGUAGCUUAUAUCCACACACCCCAUUCGCUUUCUUUACAGCCAACAAAUGCAGGAGCAAUGAUGACAUCGACAAACGAGGAUAAAGGUGCGACGCCACCAUCAGAAACGGCAAUGCUUCAUCUGCCAUUUAAUGGUAGAUUUGAUACGAUAAAUGAAGGAGAGACUAAAAUGCAGUCUGAAAGUAAAACCCACACCUAUUCUCCUAUCUGGACGGAUACCAAAACAGAUGACCUUGCUCCGGGAUGUUCCAAUCGCUCUGAGCCUCUUCUAAAUUCAGGGGACAGUCAUGGUGUCAAACAUUUGAACUCUGUUCCAAGUUGGUCAAUGCCUGAAACUCUUUUAGCAAGCAUGAUGUUUUGCUCACCAGCAACUAUAGCUUCCCAACAAGAAUUAUAUUCAGCCGGAUCAGAAGACAAUUGUUCCCUUUCCCUUACUCAGUUACACGAGCUGAUGGCACUGGAGACGCGAGGUUUGACCCUAGACCAAAGUUCUAAGUUGAGUUCUACUUCAUCAAGGUCAGUAGAGCCGGUUUCUACUGCUAUGAAGAUGAUUAUGUCGACACCAAGAGUGGAAAUAUCCUCUUCUAAGAGUGGUCAAGCAUUGCUAAAUCAUUUGCCAAAGCGCAGCAAUGAAUGUUCUAAUCCAAAUCAGUGUGAAGUGGCAACAGUGACGACAAUAACAGAUCCGGGACAACUUCUCUGCUUACUAAUGUCAAAGUAA
Protopolystoma xenopodis is the source of this 1026-nucleotide messenger RNA. The record is from the annotation of a GenBank genome assembly. Lineage: Eukaryota; Metazoa; Platyhelminthes; Monogenea; Polystomatidea; Polystomatidae.